This is a messenger RNA of Daktulosphaira vitifoliae (grape phylloxera), 1984 nucleotides long. Its product is annotated as TGF-beta receptor type-1-like. Gene Ontology annotation, molecular function: activin receptor activity, type I; ATP binding; activin binding. Bases 329 to 1870 code for a protein of 513 amino acids. The transcript has 9 exons. Gene Ontology annotation, cellular component: activin receptor complex; plasma membrane. The record is from RefSeq and is a predicted model, not a curated record. Gene Ontology annotation, biological process: protein phosphorylation; activin receptor signaling pathway; nervous system development. Lineage: Eukaryota; Metazoa; Arthropoda; Insecta; Hemiptera; Phylloxeridae.
UCAAUCGCAAUAAUAAUAAUAUGUUUGUAUACUAUUACUAAUGAUUUAAUAUUGUUUUGAUUUAUAUUUUGCUGAAUAGUGAGUACUGUGAAUCUCAUCUAAAUUACGCUAACUUAACAUUUUUCUCUAUUGGACAAUAGAUGAGAUUGAUUUCUAGCCUUAAAAGUACUUGUUUCUGUUUAAAUGAUGUGUUGAUCUGAUUACCAUGUGCCCUUCUCGUAUAAGAAGAAAAUUAAAAGAUCCCUAAUCCCUGAUUUGUUAAUUGAAACUGUCAAGGAAAGUUUUCUUAUAAGUAAUCUUGUAUCGGAUAAUUAAGCUUUUAUCUUCAAUGUCUUCCUCAUGGGUCUAUUUAUUGGCUGUUGCCUUUUUGUUAUUCUCAUUUCACUCUGUCAAAGGUUUGGAGUGUUAUUGUGAUAUAUGUGUUGAUACAAAUUUUACAUGUAUUACGGAUGGUUAUUGUUUUUCAAGUAUUUCUCUUAACAAAGAUACUGGAGUUAAAAUUUAUUCAUCAAGUUGUUUGCACAAGGCCCAGUUUCUUCCACCAGAAAAUCCUCGUAUUUGUUUUCGAAAAGAGCUACGUGAGGAAAGUUCAAUAUUCUGUUGCCAGGAUCGAAACUAUUGCAAUCGAUUGUUGUAUCCAAAAUUAUUUGAAGCUAAAUCUACAGAUGACAAUGAAAACAGCCGCAGAAGUAAGGAACGUUUGGGUACAUGGCAAUUGGCUAUUAUCAUAGCUGGUCCUAUUGCAGUUGUUUGUUUAGUUGUUAUGUUAAUCAUGAACUUUUUGACUGGUUCUAAUAAACGACAUAACAUAAGAUAUUUACCAACUCCUCGUACCAUAGCUGCUGAUCAGCAGCCCAUCUUAACUGCAGCUGUAUCACUAAGAGACAUGAUUGAAAUGACUACAAGUGGAUCAGGAUCAGGUUUACCCCUCUUGGUUCAAAGAAGUAUUGCUAGGCAAAUUCAGCUAGGUGUACCUAUUGGCAAAGGGAGAUUUGGAGAAGUUUGGCAAGGAAAGUGGCGUGGUGAACAAGUCGCUGUAAAAAUUUUCUCAUCAAGAGAAGAAAGGUCAUGGUUUAGGGAAGCAGAAAUAUAUCAAACUGUUAUGUUGCGUCAUGAUAAUAUAUUAGGAUUUAUAGCAGCAGAUAAUAAAGAUAAUGGAACAUGGACUCAAUUAUGGCUUAUAACUGAUUAUCAUGAAAAUGGAUCUUUGUUUGAUUUUUUAAAUCGAACUACGGUUGACACAAAUGGUAUGAUAAGAAUGGCUUUAUCAAUUGCAACUGGACUAGCACAUUUACAUAUGGAAAUUGUUGGAACUCAAGGAAAGCCAGCUAUUGCACAUCGUGAUCUUAAAUCAAAAAAUAUUUUAGUUAAAUCUAAUGGAACUUGUGCAAUUGGUGAUUUAGGACUUGCUGUUCGUUAUGAUACUUCAAUGGAUACUGUUGAUAUACCAUUAAAUCAUAGAGUAGGCACUAAACGGUAUAUGGCACCCGAGGUUUUAGAAGAAACAAUCAAUAUGAAUCAUUUUGAUUCAUUUAAAAGAGGUGAUGUUUAUGCUUUGGGUUUAAUACUAUGGGAAAUUACUAGAAGAUGCAAUAUUGGAAAUAUGCAAGAAGAUUAUCAACUGCCAUAUUAUGAUAGUGUACCAUCAGAUCCCACAAUUGAUGAAAUGCGUAAAGUUGUUUGUUUUGAAAUGAAACGACCACUUAUACCUCAAAAAUGGAAUGCUUGUCCGUGUUUGCAAACAAUGAGUAAACUUAUGCAAGAAUGUUGGUAUCAUACAGCAUCAGCUCGACUUACUGCAUUACGCAUUAAAAAAACUUUAUCAACAUUAGGUGCCAUUCAAAAUCACAAUUUUAAUACAAAUAUUUAAAAUGUCUGUGGUUUCUUUAUUAAAAGUAUACUAGUUACUACUAGAUUAUGUACAAAAAUUUAGUAUGGUAUUUGAAUAUCUACUCUACUAAUAAUAUUUAUUUAUUUAUGUUAU